Molecule: messenger RNA, 1304 nt
Organism: Lynx canadensis (Canada lynx)
Lineage: Eukaryota; Metazoa; Chordata; Mammalia; Carnivora; Felidae
Gene: SLC51A
Product: solute carrier family 51 subunit alpha
Exons: 9
Coding region: 210-1304 (364 amino acids)
Biological process (GO): bile acid and bile salt transport
Cellular component (GO): plasma membrane; endoplasmic reticulum membrane
Molecular function (GO): transporter activity
Source: RefSeq, a predicted model, not a curated record
AUAGGUUCUAGGGAUUUGCGGCACAGAAAGCCCGAGUAAAGGGAGUCAGAGACGAAGACUCUGUCACUCCACCUACACGUGGCCCAGGUCCUCUGAGAGAGUCCAGCAGGCAGCAGAACCAGCGGGAGCCGCCUCCUUCAGGACCCCCACCUUCCUGCCCCUUCUUGCCCCUCAGUGCCUGCUGGAAAGCCAGACAGGGGGAGAAGACAAUGGAGCCAGACAGGACUCAGAUAAAACUUGACCCCAGGUACACGGCAGAUCUUCUGGAGGUGCUGAAAACUAAUUUCAGCAUCCCCUCUGCCUGCUUCUCUCUCGCUCCCACUGCUGCCCAACUUCUGAGAGCCUUGGGCCCUGCAGAAAUUGCCCUCACAGUCAUUAUGACUCUGCUUGCCCUGGGCUCGGUCACCAUCUUCGUGGAGGAUGCUGUCUACCUGUACAAGAACACCCGUUGCCCCAUCAAGAGGAGGACUUUGCUCUGGACCAGCUCUGCACCCACGGUCGUGUCUGUGUUCUGCUGUUUUGGUCUCUGGAUCCCUCGUUCCCUCAUGCUUGUAGAAAUGGCCAUAACUUCGUUUUACUCAGUAUACUUUUAUCUGCUGAUGCUGGUCAUGGUGGAAGGCUUUGGUGGGAAGGAGGCAGUGAUAAGGACACUGAAGGACACUCCGAUGAUGGUCCACACUGGCCCCUGCUGCUGCUGCUGCCCCUGCUGCCCCCCACUCAUGCUCACCAGGAAGAAGCUUCAGCUGCUGAUGUUGGGCCCAUUCCAGUAUGCCUUCUUCAAGAUAACACUGAGCCUGGCGGGCCUGUUUCUCAUCCCUGAUGGCAUCUAUGACCCAGCAGAUAUUUCUGAGGAGAGCAUAGCUCUGUGGAUCAACACCCUCCUCAGUGUGUCCACCCUGCUGGCCCUCUGGUCCCUGGCCAUCCUUUUCCGUCAAGCCAAGCUGCACUUGGGCGAGCAGAAUAUAGGAGGCAAAUUUGUUCUGUUCCAGGUGCUCCUCAUCCUGACCGCCCUGCAGCCAUCCAUCUUCUCAGUCUUGGCCAACAGCGGGCAGAUUGCUUGUUCACCUCCCUUUUCCUCUAAAAUCAGGUCUCAAGUGAUGAAUUGCCACCUUCUCAUACUGGAGACUUUUGUAAUGACUGUGCUGACACGCAUGUACUACCGAAGGAAAGAUAACAAGGUUGGAUAUGAGCCUUUCCCUUCCCCAGACCUGGAUUUGACUUCAAAGCCUGAGGUGGACAGUUUGGACAAUGAGCCUGUACAUAUUAAACGGGCACAAGAUUUCCUCACUAUCCCUCAACCUUGA